This is a messenger RNA of Coregonus sp. 'balchen', 44097 nucleotides long. The record is from the annotation of a GenBank genome assembly. NCBI's taxonomy places the organism in Eukaryota, Metazoa, Chordata, Actinopteri, Salmoniformes, Salmonidae.
AUGAAUUGCCCCACUCUCCCUAUUCGGUACAAAGGUAAACGGCACACCUGUAAGGGUAAAACUAUAAAGCCUAAGCAAAUCCUUUCAACACAACUCUUUCCCGCAGUCUGUUGAGGUCUGGGGUUGUAUAACAAUAGGCGUGUCGCUGAGCCCUCAAAUCAUUGAAUGUUGAGGCCAUGAAGAAACCUACAGACUUACUGAGACUUUCACUGUCAAUUGGCCUACUAAUUCUAUAUACUUCGGCCGAAUCCAAUGGUAAGUAGGCUGAUAUCAGUCGUUGAAAUAUUGCAUAGGCUAACAACUGUGGUCAGGAAAUAUAGAAGAUAUAGGAUGUUGCCUAACUACCGUAGGCUACAUGGCAGGUUGAUAUUUAAGUUUACAUAAUAUAGGCUAGGGCUGGCACAAAUACCGUGUAACCAAUGGCUAUGGAUGAAGACGCCAUGGAAAUAAAAUAACCGUCAUAACCGGAAAAAUAUAUUUUGGGUGUGUCGAAUGAACAGCUGACUGUAUGACCACUAUGCAGCAGCAGCACACAUAGAAAUAGCAUGAAUAGAACAGGCUUGGAACCUCUAACCCUGGCAAUUUGACUGGUAAACUCAUUUGUACACUCGCAAUGACUACCUGGUAUUGUGAUGCAAUAAUUUUCAUGGUAAUGUAGAAUGUUCAUUCAAAUGAUGUUAACUGAUGUGACUCCUGCAAUGGAAUAGAUGCGGUAAAGAGGUCAUUCGAACUCGACCAAAACAAUGGAAUUGCCAUGGAAACGCGUGGGGGGAAGGGCCAUAGGGGAAAGGUCACGAGUUUCCUCAUUGCCCGCCCAGCAAAUUUAGUCUAUAUUUAGGCUAUUGUUUAUAUGUGUAUUUCACACUAUGUUGAGGUACAAAUCAGAGUAUAAUGCUUGUAUGGAGGUCAACCCUAACACAUGUUCAUGUCAUCGUUACCAAUCAACUGCAUUACAGUUAAAAAACGACUUUGACUACCAUCAACGAUUUCUGUAUGCUAGCUAUGCUAACCAGCUUAUACGAAUUGGAGUUAGAAUUUAGCAGUCACUUCUUCUAAACCUGAAAAGGGACAACUAGUGCUUUUCUUUGAAAACAUGCAAUGCAAUGGGACAUUUGCAUGAUACCCAAUUAGGAAUAUGUAGGCAAAAAAAAUGGCUCCCGGCUUCCCAAGCCCAAUCGAAGACACUGAUCUGGUCUAGCCGCUACCCCCUUUGCUUCUGCAGGCCAGGGGCUACUCAGUCUCUCUUCAAGUGGACAUGUGUAAUGGAGUGCGUGGACAGAAAACCACAUCCUUCAUGUCCUCUGGAAAUAAAGUUCCCUUUUGUGUGUCACUUAUGUAUAACUCUGUGAGAUUGCUUAAUUCCUCUGACCAGGAAAGGUGUCAGUGAGUCACAGACCAGGCCAUCAGUAUUCCGUUUUACAUGAUUGGGCCCUACCUAUCCUCAGAGAGAGGAUAAUUACAGAUAUUUCACACACAGUUUAAUAACACAUUUAUAAUGGGAUACAAAUAAGCACAAGGUUUUUGGAGACUUUGAUUUAGGGUAAUUGAAAAAUAUAUAUUUAGAUUUGUCCUGUACAGUUGUCCCUUUGGUCAAAGAGACACAUUUAAGAUUAUUACAGCAACAUACCCUGCUAGUGAUUUUAUUCACAACAGAUCUACAGAUCCUUGUACUUUAGUUUCUUCUUAAGUGGAAACUGUAUUUUUUUCCUGCCCAUGUUCUAAGCAACCUUUCAUAGAUAUUAGUUGAUGGCUGUCUUUUGAAAAUUCCUGAAAUACCACUCCUAUCAUUUUUAUAUGGAUGUUAUUCAAGAUAGCAUUUCUGACUUAAUAAAUGUGAUCAUUAAUAUGGGUAAAUAUCAUAUACACUACCGGUCAAACGUUUUAGAACACCUACUCAUUCAAGGGUUGUUCUUGAGUUCCUACAUUGUAGUAUAAUAGUGAAGACAUUAAAACUAUAAAAUAACAUACGAAAUCAUGUAGUAACCAAAAAAGUGUUAAACAAAUCAAAAUAUAUUUAUAUUUGGGAUUCUUCAAAUAGCCACUCUUUGCCUUAAUGACAGUUUGCACACUCUUGGCAUUCUCUCAACCAGCUUCAUGAGAUAGUCACCUGGAAUGCAUUUCAAUUAACAAGUGUGCCUUCUUAAAAGUAAAUUUGUGGAAUUUCUUUCCUUCUUAAUGCGUUUGAGCCAAUCAGUUGUGUUGUGACAAGGUAAGGGGAGUAUACAGAAAUAGCCCUAUUUGGUAAAAGACCAAGUCCAUAUUAUGGCAAGAUUAUGGCAAGAGAAACGACAGUCCAUCAUUACUUUAAGACAUGAAGGUCAGUCAAUACUGCUGCAGAGGAUAAGUUCAUUAGAGUUACCAGCCUCAGAAAUUGCAGCCCAAAUAAAUGCUUCACAGAGUACAAGUAACAGACACAUCUCAACAUCAACUGUUCAGAGGAAACUGUGUGAAUCAGGCCAUGGUCGAAUUGCUGCAAAGAAACCACUACUAAAGGACACCAAUAAGAAUAAGAGACUUGCUUGGGUCAAGAAACACGAGCAAUGGACAUUAGACCGGUGGAAAUGUGUCCUUUGGUCUGGAGUCCAAAUUGGAGAUUGUUGGUUCCAACCGCUGUGUCUUUGUGAGAAGCGGUGUGGGUGAACGGAUGAUCUCUGCAUGUGUAUUUCCCACCGUAAAGCAUGGAGGAGGAGGUGUGAGGUCUGUGAUUUAUUUAGAAUUCAAGGCACACUUAACCAGCAUAGCUACCACAGCAUUCUGCAGUGAUAUGCCAUCCCAUCUGGGUGGGCUUAGUGGGACUAUCAUUUGUUUUUCAACAGGACAAUGACCCAAUACACCUCCAGGCUGUGUAAGGGCUAUUUUACCAAGAAGGAGAGUGAUGGAGUGCUGCAUCAGAUGACCUGGCCUCCACAAUCCCCCAACCUCAACCAAAUUGAGAUGGUUUGGGAUGUGUCGGACCGCAGAGUGAAGGAAAAGCAGUCAACAAGUGCUCAGCAUAUGUGGGAACUCAUUCAAGACUGUUGGAAAAGCAUUCCAGGUGAAGCUGGUUGAGAGAAUGCCAAGAGUGUGCAAAGCUGUCGUCAAGGCAAAGUGGGGCUAUUUGAAGAAUCUCAAAUAUUAAAUAUAUUUUGAUUUGUUUAACAAUUUUUUGGUUACUACAUGAUUCCAUAUGUGUUAUUUCAUAGUUUUGAUGUCUUCACUAUUAUUCUACAAUGUAUAAAAUGUAAAAAAUCAAGAAAAACCCUUAAGUGAAUAGGUGUUCUAAAUCUUUUGACCGGUAGUGUACAUGUGUGUGGAAAGGCAUUUUCUAAUGACUUAUUAAUUAACAAAACAUCUGAGAAGAUAUUGCUAUCAGUAAAUGUCUCACUACCUUAUUUUUUAAUGUGACCAUUCUCUGCUCCAAUGGAACUGCCGUAUCCCUUGAAAUAUAACCCCCUUGUAGUUAUUUCUGUGUUUUUUUUUGUCUAAUAAUCCCUAGUUUGUUCUGGGUUUUUUCCUCGUGCAAUAAUGUAUUUGAUGUUCAUGCAAUAAAAAACAUAUUUUAUGCUAGUGCUAUGGGAGAGGUACUUUCGACAUACUGUGGCCUAUAGCUAUAGCACAGAUAUACAUUAUAGACAAAGGGUUACAUUCAAAGCUGUUGACAUGAGUUGUCAACAAGAAUGGUAUAUGAUCUGGAUAAACAGACUGGAUUAUACACAUUUGAAGGGUGUUUGAAACCUAUUUUUACUCAAUGAAAAGGAGUAACCAUACAUUCCCCUGUUUUUCUAAAGUAACACACCUAUAACUAACUGCCUUAACAUCUCAACAGCACCUGUGGUCCAGACCAAACUGGGGGGACUGAGAGGGCAGUAUGUGAGCGUAAAGGGGAAGGAGACCGUGGUGCAGGCCUACCUGGGUGUGCCGUUUGCCAAACCACCUAUUGGCCCCCUGAGACUGGCCCCGCCCCAGCCUGUGGAGGGAUGGGAGGGAGUGAGGGACGCCACCCAGCAGCCUCUCAUGUAAGACCCAGCAAGGUCACAAACAAACCAUUCAUCUCAAGUUCCUGGUUAUUUGAAUAAGGGUUAGAUAAACAAUGAGAUUGAAUACAAUCAGACUUCUCAAUGAGUUUUAUGUUUUUCAGGUGUCUUCAAGACAGACAAAUUACAAAAGACCUUUUCUCCAAUGUGUCCAUGACAGUGGAAAUCCCAGAGGUGUCAGAAGAUUGUCUUUAUCUCAACAUUUACACUCCAGUUAAACCUGCUGAGAAAACAAGGCUUCAUGUAAGUAAUAUCAGACACUUAGCCAACAGUUGAUUGACUUCCCAGUGAUGCUGUUGAAACAAUAUAGAGUUGCGGGGACCAGAAAGUUAGGUCACACCGCGGUAGUGGCAGAUUUGAAUAAUACAGGACAUACUGGGUUAAAAAAUAUAUUUGUAGUGCUUUAAUGUUAUUGUCAUCAGCGAUGCACUUUUUCAAUGCAAAUUUGUUAGGUGUGUAUAGGCUACUGAAAUGUAUUAUGUUUGUGAUUUGUAUUAUUUUACAUUUACAUUUAAGUCAUUCAGCAGACACUCUUAUCCAGAGCGACUUACAAAUUGGUGCAUUCAACUUAGGAUAGCCAGUGGGACAACCACCUUUUUUUUUUCCUGGGGUGGGGGGGGGGGGGGGGUAGAAGAUUACUGUUAUACUAUUCCAGGUAUUCCUUAAAGAGGAAUUAUGAUUAUGAUUGAUAAUCAUACUUUUUCAGGCAGUUAUCGUAGUGAAUAACUCCCAGUCAUGUUGUCACGCGACGUGUAUGCGGUCAGCGAAGUCAAACGCAGGACACAGAGCGGCUGGCAACGUACAUUUACUGAACACAGUAAAUAUAGUGCAAAAACAACAAACCUCCAAACAGGGAGGAAAACACAAUAACCCGUACACCAAAGCAACUGCCGGAAUGACAAAGAACAAUCACACACAAUAACCAAUGAGAGACAGGGGGUAAUAUAGGGAAUACAAUACAACAUAAUGGGAAACAGGUGUAAACAAUAAAGACCAAACAAGACAAACACCGAAACAUCAAUCGGCAGUAGCUAGUACUCCGGGGACGACGAACGCCGAAGCCUGCCCGAGCAAGGAGGAGGAGCAGCCUUGGCUGAAUCCGUGACAGUAUCCCCCUCUUGACGCGUGGCUCCAGCCGGAGCCCAGGAGGACAGGAGGACGCGGAGCAGGGCGAGUCGGAUGACUCCGGUGGAAAUCCCUCAACAGGGAGGGAUCUAGGAUGUCCCUCCUAGGGACCCAGCACCGUUCCUCCGGACCGUACCCCUCCCACUCCACGAGACACUGCAGACCCCCCAUCCGACGCCUCAAAUCCAAGAUGGAACGGACUGAGUACGCCGGAGCCCCCUCGAUGUCUAGUGGGGGCGGAGGAGCCUCUCGUACCUCAUUCUCCUGGAGUGGACCAGCUACCACCGGCAUGAGGACAGACACAUGGAACGAGGGGUUAAUGCAGUAAAUAAUGGGCAGUUGUAACCUGUAACAUACCUCAUUCAAUCUCCUCAGGACUUUAAAUGGCCCCACAAACUGCCGACCCAGCUUCCGGCAGGGCAGGCGAAGGGGCAGGAUUCGGGUCGAGAGCCAGACCCGAUCUACCGGUGCAUACACCGGAGCCUCACUGCGGUGGCGAUUGGCGCUCGCCUUUUGCCGCCUGACAGCCCGCUGCAGAUGGACAUGCGCAGCGUUCCAUGUUUCCUCCGAGCGCUGAAACCACUCAUCCACCGCAGGGGCUUCGAUCUGGCUCUGAUGCCAGGGUGCCAGGACCGGCUGAUAACCCAGCACACACUGAAAAGGCGGAAGAUUAGUGGAGGAGUGGCGGAGUGAGUUUUGGGCUAUCUCUGCCCAGGGGAUAAACCCCGACCACUCCUCCUGCCGGUCCUGGCAAUAGGACCUCAGAAACCUACCCACAUCCUGGUUUACUCUCUCCACCUGCCCAUUACUCUCAGGGUGAAAACCUGAGGUAAGGCUAAUCGAGACCCCCAGACGUUCCAUAAACGCCCUCCAGACUCUAGAGGUGAACUGGGGACCCCGAUCAGACACUAUAUCCUCAGGCACCCCGUAGUGCCGGAAGACGUGAGUAAACAGGGCGUCGGCAGUUUGUAGGGCUGUAGGGAGACCUGGCAUAGGAAUGAGACGGCAGGCCUUAGAAAACCGAUCCACAACGACCAAGAUCGUAGUGUUCCCCUGGGAGGGGGGAAGGUCCGUGACAAAAUCCACCGAUAGGUGAGACCACGGCCGUUGUGGAACGGGUAGGGGUUGUAACUUCCCUCUGGGCAGGUGUCUAGGCGCCUUACACUGGGCGCACACCGAGCAGGAGGAAACGUAAACCCUCACGUCCCUAGCUAAAGUGGGCCACCAGUACUUCCCACUAAGGCAGUGCACUGUCCGACCAAUACCAGGAUGACCAGAGGAGGGUGACGUGUGAGCCCAAUAUAUCAGUCGAUCACGAACCUCGAGCGGCACGUACUUCCGUCCCUCUGGACACUGUGGGGGAGUAGGGUCGGCACGUAACGCCCGCUCGAUGUCUGCAUCGACCUCCCACACCACCAGUGCCACCAGACAAGACUCCGGAAGUAUGGGAGUGGGCUCAAUGGACCUCUCCUCUGUGUCAUAUCGUCGGGACAGGGCGUCUGCCUUAGCUUUCUGUGACCCUGGUCUAUAGGUGAGCUUAAAUACAAAUCGGGUAAGAAACAUGGCCCACCUAGCCUGGCGAGGGUUCAGUCUCCUCGCUGCCCGGAUGCACUCCAGGUUACGAUGGUCAGUCAGAAUGAGAAAAGGGUGUUUAGCCCCCUCAAGCCAAUGCCUCCACACCUUCAGGGCUUGAACCACCGCUAGCAGCUCCCUGUCCCCCACGUCAUAAUUGCGCUCCGCCGGACUGAGCUUCUUAGAAUAGAAAGCACAGGGGCGGAGUUUGGGUGGCGUACCCGAGCGCUGAGACAAUAUAGCACCGAUCCCCGCCUCGGACGCAUAUACCUCAACUUGGAACGCCAAAGAGGGAUCCGGAUGUGCCAGCACCGGAGCCGAGGUGAACAGGUCCUUCAGAUGUCUAAACGCACUGUCCGCCUCAGCCGACCACUGCAGACGCACCGGGCCCCCCUUUAGCAGGGAGGUGAUGGGAGCUGCUACCUGUCCAAAGCCCCGGAUAAACCUCCGGUAGUAAUUGGCAAAACACAAGAACCGCUGCACCUCCUUCACCGUGGUGGGAGUCUGCCAAUUACGUACGGCUAAAACACGGUCAAUCUCCAUCUCCACCCCUGACGCGGACAACCGAUGUUCCAGGAAGGAGAUGGACUCCUGGAAGAACAGACAUUUCUCCGCCUUCGCAUACAGGUCAAGCUCCAACAGUCUACCAAGCACCCGACGCACCAGGGACACAUGCUUGGCUCGUGUAGCGGAGUAUAUUAGAAUGUCAUCAAUAUACACCACUACACCCUGUCCAUGCAAAUCCCGGAAAAUCUCGUCCACAAACGAUUGGAAGACUGAAGGAGCAUUCAUUAAACCGUAUGGCAUGACGAGGUACUCAUAGUGACCCGAGGUAGUACUGAAUGCUGUCUUCCACUCAUCUCCCUCCCUAAUGCGCACUAGGUUGUACGCGCUCCUGAGAUCCAAUUUUGUGAAGAAUCGCGCCCCGUGUAAUGACUCCGUCAUACUAGCAAUCAGAGGGAGAGGAUAGCUGUAUUUGAUUGUAAUCUGAUUGAGACCACGGUAAUCAAUACACGGGCGUAAACCCCCAUCCUUCUUCUUCACAAAAAAGAAACUCGAGGACGCAGGGGAAGUGGACGAUCGUAUGUAUCCCUGUCUCAGAGAUUCGGUGACGUAUGUCUCCAUAGCCGCCGUCUCCUCCUGAGACAGAGGAUACACAUGACUACGAGGAAGCGCAGCGCCUACCUGGAGGUCUAUCGCACAAUCCCCCUGUCGAUGAGGUGGUAAUUGAGUCGCCUUCUUUUUACAGAAGGCGAGUGCCAAAUCGGCAUACUCAGGAGGAAUGUGCAUGGUGGGAACUUGGUUCGGGCUUUCCACCGUCGUUGCCCCUACGGAAACACCUACACACCGCCCGACACACUGAUCAGACCAUCCCUUGAGAGCCCUCUGUUGCCAUGAAAUGUUGGGGUCAUGAGAUGUUAACCAGGGAAGCCCCAACACCACGGAAAACGCAGGAGAAUCAAUCAAAUAUAACCGUAUAAUCUCCUCAUGGCCCUCCUGCGUCUUCAUCUUAAGUGGCGCUGUGACCUCCCUAAUCAAUUCCGACCCCAAAGGGCGGCUAUCUAGGGCAUGGAUGGGAAAGGGCACAUCAACUGGUACAAUAGGAAUCCCUAAUUUAUACGUGAACCGGCAAUCGAUAAAAUUCCCAGCUGCGCCUGAAUCUACUAGCGCCUUAUGCUGGGAGUGAGGAGAAACCUCGGGAAACACAACUUUAAUACACAUAUGCGCAACAGAGAGCUCUGGGUGAGUUUGGUGCUUACUCACCUGGAAUGACUCAUCAGUGCGCUGCCUACUGCCUCGAUUCCUAGGAGACCCUCCCCAGCACCGACCCGCAGUGUGUCCUCUGCGGCCACAGUUGGUGCAGGGGACGGCCUCUCUCCUGGUCUCUCUCCUGGUCUCCCUAGCACCAGCACCCCCGAGCUCCAUAGGGCUCGGCUCGGAAGUGCUGGGGGAUGGAAUGGACGGCCCGACUCCGGACGUCCGCGGGUAGCCAACAGGGUAUCUAGGUGAAUCGACAUGUCCACCAGCUGAUCGAAGCUUAGGUUGGUGUCCCUGCAGGCCAAUUCCUGACGCACGUCCUCCCUCAGGCAACACCUGUAGUGGUCGAUGCGGGCCCUCUCAUUCCAUCCCGCGUUGGCAGCCAGAGUCCGGAAGUCCAGUGCGCCCUCCUGCGCGCUCCUCUUCCCCUGUCUGAGGUGGAACAGACGCUCACCCGCCGCCUUCCCCUCUGGGGGAUGAUCGAAUACCGCCCUGAAGCGGCGGGUGAACUCCGCAUAGUUGACUGUAGCGGCGUCUAUUCCCCCCCACUCGGCGUUGGCCCACUCCAGCGCCUUGCCGGACAGACAGGAGAUGAGGGUGGACACGCUCUCGUAUCCCGAGGGCACCGGGUGAAUGGUUGCCAGGUAGAGUUCCACUUGGAGCAGGAAACCCUGACACCCGGCCGCUGUGCCAUCAUAAGCCCUCGGGAGCGAGAGCCGAAUCCCACUGGUCCCCGGAGGUGAAGCGAUGGGUAUAGCUGAUGGUGGUGGUAUCGUCGGAGGAGGUGUGGGCAAACCUCCUCUUUCCCAUCGCUCCAUGGUGUUCACCACCCGUUCCAUGGCGGUGCCGAGUGCCUGGAUCAUGGCCGCUUGUUGUGCUACGCGCUCCUCCAUUGAUCCAGCUGGCACCGCCGCUCCUGCUGACUCUUUGUCUAGGUGUGUGAUUCUGUCACGCGACGUGUAUGCGGUCAAACGCAGGACACAGAGUGGCUGGCAACAGAAAUAUAGUGCAAAAACAACAAACCUCCAAACAGGGAGGAAAACACAAUAACCCGUACACCAAAGCAACUGCCGGAAUGACAAAGAACAAUCACACACAAUAACCAAUGAGAGACAGGGGGUAAUAUAGGGAAUACAAUACAACAUAAUGGGAAACAGGUGUAAACAAUAAAGACCAAACAAGACAAACACCGAAACAUCGAUCGGCAGUAGCUAGUACUCCGGGGACGACGAACGCCGAAGCCUGCCCGAGCAAGGAGGAGGAGCAGCUUCGGCUGAAUCCGUGACACAUGUUUAGUGGAAUACUUGUCAAUGUGCAGUGAAGCUGUGCAGGGAAGAUGUUUUCAUCAUUAGUCAAAGCUAAUGAUAACUGCUAAAAACGUCCAGGUCAUCAAAGGCUACAAGUCCACACAGAAGCAUAGUUCCCGAAGGGCAAUUUGAGUUCAGCAUAAAAUAAGUUUAAAAAUACAAAAAACAUGAAACCAUAUAAUACAACAUACGUACGAUGAGAAGUGCAAAGUGAAUCUAAAUGCAGCUGGUAUUUACUUUUUUCAGCAUGUAUUGCUUGUGUUUCUCAGGUCAUGGUUUGGAUCCAUGGUGGAGGAUUCGCCAUUGGCUCUGCAUCAACAUAUGAUGGUUCUGCUUUGGCUGCAUCCCAGGAUGUGGUUGUAGUGCUGAUCCAAUACCGUUUGGGUCUGCUGGGGUUCUUCAGGUAAGACUGGAACCAUUACAGAACCACACACAAUUUGAGAUUUUAUAUAGCCUGGUUAUUGUUUUUAUUACGUUACGAUUUCCUUAUUGUUAAAUUUUUUUGUCUUACUUUUUAACUCUGCACUGUUGGGAAUGUGCUCAUAAGUAAGCAUUUCACGUUGAAGUCUACACCUGUUGUAUUCAUGGUAUGUGACCAAUAAAAUUGGGUUUGAUUUGAUUUGGAAGUACAGUAUUUCACGACUAGAUGUUAUAGAUGGUUCCUCACCCUGAAAGUAGUCUAUGGGCCGGGAGAAACUGUAAUCCAUGGUUCCCUUUUCUUUAAACAGCCACAACAAACGUCAGCUAACUUUAGCCUCCGCUAGCUAGAAAUCAAUGGAAGUGAUCAGGACAACCGUGCAAUUUUCUAAAUGUCAUGGUCAAAUCAACUUGAUUAUUUGGUUUGACAUUCCGUAAAGGUGAUUUGGCCUUUUUUUAACAUUGCACGGUUGCCCCUAUAAAAGUGUUGGAUUCGUAACCUCACUCCUCAGCCUGAAAUGUCUCGACUUGCGUUGCUGAACUGCUAUUUUUGCCAUGGCGCAACUGGCUAAGAACAUACUGUAGUGUGAUUUUGCGAGUCAGAGGAUCCGAGUUCAAGUACUAGUAAGGACUUGUGAGGAAGGAAGCUAUACUGUUAAAGGCCCAGUGCAGUCCAAAUGUAGGGUUUUCUUGUGUUUUGUUUCAUAUUGAACAACAGCUGAUGAAACUAACACUGUCAAAGUGUGAUCAGUGUUAUUUUCUGAUAGUUACUGGUUGAAAAUACAAUCUACGCAGGACCUUCUACUCAUCAGGCUUUGCAUGGGUGGAGUUUUGGCUUGCCUGGUGACAUGAAGUUUUAAUAGACCAAUAACAAAGAGAGUUCCAAAGCUCUCUGCCAAUACAGCUAGUUUUCAGUUUUCCCCUCCCCACUCAGAUCACUCCCAGACAGUCCUAGGAAAAUGUUUUUUGGUGUUGUAGUGGUUGCUGCAAGAUAGUGUAUUUGGAGUCUGCUGUUUUGGGCUCAUUUUACUGGUUUCACAUCUCUUCCAUACAGCACAGGUGACAAGUAUGCCCCAGGGAACAUGGGACUAAUUGACCAGGUGGAAGCUUUGCGGUGGGUCAAGGAGCACAUACACAACUUUGGGGGCGACUCCAAGUCGGUCACCAUAUUUGGAGAGUCUGCUGGUGGAGUGAGUGUAUCAUUACUGGUGAGGACACACACACACACACACACACACACACACACACACACACGCACAACAUAUAUUCAGCAAUUUAUGUAAAUUGUAAAAUAUAAUGCACUAAACAUUUUGUCUAAUGUAUUUAUUGUAUCACUUAUAUUACCAAAUAAUUUCGGAUGAAAAUAUGUUUCCACAAAUACAGUAUAAUGUAUGUAUACUAUUGUGUGUGUAAUAUAGUUGUAUGUAUUGAGAGACAUCACUAUCUUGAAUAGCUUCUUGAUUCUUGUUGUGUUUCUUUCAUCGCUAGCUUCUCUCUCCGUUGUCUACUGGUUUGUUCCAUGGUGCGAUAGCCGAGAGUGGUACCGCAGUGAUGGACGCGCUCUUCAAUCCCAAUCCCCUGCCUGUGGCCCAGGUAUUUUCAAACCUUCUCUGAACCAAACUCAGUACUGUGAGAGAGAUACAGUAUGAAUAGCACAAAGCACAUACAUAAACAGAUGUACUACAAAAUCAAUAGUUGUCAUCCAUCAAUCAAUGUCCUGAUAGUCAUUACAACCAUGCCAUGUCAAGCUAUUCUAUUGAUCUCGUUUUAUAGAUGGUGGCAAACAUGUCUGGUUGUGAAAGCACCAACACAGAGAAGAUAGCAGACUGUGUGAGGAAGUUGACCGCUGACGACAUUUUAAACAUUCACAAACAGGUGAGACAUCCUGGACAGUAGUCUAUCUUGCCAGGGUUCUAGGUAUCUCGAGGAAGGGCACCAGCCUUAACAUUCGGUUAUACUAAGCAGCAGGCAACAUGUACGAAUUAUAAUCGUAACAUAUGCUACUGUGUUGCCUAGUGAGGUAGGUGAAUGAAAACACUGAGCCUAGAAAUGCCAAUGGUGUGACAGGAAACAGGCUUGAUGUAGAUAGAGGUUGCAUCAUAAAAUAUGCCUGACAUGAUUUAUCAAUCUUGUCUUUUUUAAGAAUCAAAUGCUAGCGUUUGUUGUGACUGUUGACGGGCAGUUCUUGCCAAAGUCGGCGAUGGAAAUUUCCCAAAACCAUGAGAUGCACAAGGUGCCGUUUAUGACUGGAGUCAAUGACAACGAAGGUGGCUGGAUUAUAGGAAAGGUGAGAGUCGGUUUUGAAUUUGUGUCAACAAUCAAUGCUAGAUUUUAGGCUGAUAAAGAUGGUGUCUCAAUACAAUGAUAAUACUUUUUUGCUGAAAGUUUUAUGAGCCUAAAAGGUGUUGGAAAAUGUGAUUAUUGAGUGACACAGGAGAAAGAUCAUUAGUUAACAAACAUCAUGUUAAAUAACGUGAUGCUAAAAUUAAUGGCAUUGUCAUUGUCAAGGUAAAAGCAUUCAAUGAACCCUAAUGGUGAGGAGUGGAUAUAAUCCUUUGACAUCCUCAGUUUUAGUGCUCUGCGCAACCCAAAUUUGACCUCAAAUCUUCCAUUUACACCAUUGCAUGAUUUACACAAUUAGCAUAUGUACCGUAUUAAGAUCAUACUGUGGAUUUUAGACAAGUAAUAAUGUGUUUUCUUCCCAUAGUUAUUUGCUCCUCCAGGUUGGGAGAAUGGAGUGGACCGGGUGAAGGUCAUGCCCAUUAUGGCCAUGUUCUACCCUGAUGUGAGACAAAAGCACACCAUCACUCAGAUGAUAUUGUCUAACUACUGAUUACAAUACAUGUUGUGGCUACACUGAAUGGUUGUUGUCUCCUUCAGCCCAAGGAUCAGUGGAUAACUGAGCUGAUAGCAGAUGAAUACCUGGGAACCUCUGGAAAUCGGGUGAAAAACCGUGAUGGGUUCACUGAGCUGGUUGGGGACAUUAUGUUUACCAUUCCUGCCCUUCAAACAGCAAACUUCCACAGAGGUAAGAGCACUAUUUUAGGGCCAAUAGAGUUCAGCAUUAGGACUGGUAUAUCAGACACUAGACCUACUUCAGAGGUUUUCUCACAAAGCAAUCACAUUCUGAGGUCUUUGUACAGAAAUCAAGUUUAUUUCCAGAGAGGCCAAUUCACCUUAAUGUUACUGUCUUAUCCCACACAACAGAUGCAGGUGUGCCUGUGUACCUGUAUGAGUUCCAGCAAACUCCCAGCAUGCUUAAGAAGAUGAGGCCGAGUUUUGUUGGGUCUGACCACGGAGAUGAGCUUAUGUUUGUUUUUGGAUCCUGCUUCACAUCACAUGUUAUAAUGGAUGGUAAAGGAAUAAUCUACCAAUUCUACAUGGACUACCCCUGAUUUUUCCAUAAAUACUGAAUAUAUUACAAGCACUCACCCCCAACUACUAACUAACUCUGGAAUUGUUUAUCUCAGUCUUGUGUACAGAGGAAGAGGAACAACUAAGCAAAAUCAUGAUGAGUUACUGGGGUAACUUUGCUCAUACAGGGUAGGGAACUGUUCUCCACCAGCAGUGGAAGCUGGUGGGGGGAGCUAUAGGAGGACGGGCUCAUUGUAAUGGCUGGAAUGGAAUUACUGGAACGGAGUCAAACGUGGUUUCCAUAUGUUUGAUCUGUUUGAUACCGUUCCAAUUAUUCCAUUCCAGCCAUUGCAAUGAGCCCGUCCUCCUAUAGCUCCUCCGACCACCCUCCACUGUCCACCAGUUUCCAGAACAUAUCUGUAGAACCAAAUUAAUAUGUAGGAACAGUGUAUCAUUCACAAUUGUGUGUGUGUGUGUGUGUGUGUGUGUGUGUGUGUGUGUAGGUCUCCUAACGGGGCAGGCCUGGUUCAGUGGCCACAGUACGGACCAGAAGGAGAUUACUUGGGUAUUGGGCUGGAGCAGGUACCUGGUCAACACCUGAAGAGGGACCGCUUCACCUUCCUGACACAGACUGUUCCUGAGAAACUGCGCUUGGGUCGAGAGAAGAUGGAGCACAGUAAUCUGUAGGGUGCCACUAUUUUAUUUAUGGUUAAUUUACUGUAUAUCAGGGAGACGCAGGAUGGCUAAUGUGAAUUAGAUUUUGGAGCAAUAUGACUCCACUGAGAGGUGUCGGCAGCUGGGGCUAUCUUUUCCACUGGGGGCAUAUUAAUAUUAAACUUUAUUCAUUUAUUGUAUUCCCUGAUCCAAACAGACACCAUACUGGAAUGAAUAAUUGUAUUACUUAUAGGGAUAGUUCACCUAAAUUACAAAAUGACAUAUUGGUGUUUUUAUAUGCUGACUAGACCGGGCACGCACAUGCGCUAUUGCACGCAUGUUGAUUUUGUCCAUCCACACUAUUUUAAUUUUAUUUUUUUAGUCAUUUAGCAGACGCUCUUAUCCAGAGCGACUUACAGGAGCAAUUAGGGUCAAGUACCUUGCUCAAGGGCACAUCGGCAGAUUUUUCACCUAGUCGUCUCUGGGAUUAGAACCAGCAACCUUUCGGUUACUGGUACAAUGCUCUUAACCACUAAGCUACCUAGACGCGAUCAGGACACGCAGGUUGAAAUAUCAAAACGAACUCAGAACCAACUAUAUGAAUUUGGGGACAGGUCGAAACACAUGAAACAUUAAUGGACAUUUAGCUAGGUAGCUUGCUGUUGCUAGCUAAUUUGUCCUGGGAUAUAAACAUUGGGUUGUUAUUUUACCUGAAAUGCACAAGGUCCUUUUUUUCUGGAACUUUGUAGAAUUUUUACCUAUUUUGAGUCACACAAAAUCGUGUGUUCUCUACUCCAACAAUUAAUCCACAGAUUAAAGGGGAAACCUAGUUAGUUUCUAGUAAUCUCUCCUUCAGUCUUCUUCUUCUGUGGACUUAAUAUGGCGGUUGGCAACCAACUUUGACUGGAGUGUGGACCUCAGUUCAUCUUUCAGUCACCCACGUGGGUAUACAGUACCAGUCAAAAGUAUGGAAACACCUACUCAUUCCAGGGUUUUUCUUUAUUUUUACUAUUUUCUACAUUGUAGAAUAAUAGUGAAGACAUCAAAACUAUGAAAUAACACAUAUGGAAUCAUGUAGUAACCAAAAGAGUGUUAAACAAAUCUAAAUAUAUCACACAGAAAAAUACAAUAUAAAAUUAUAUGAAAUAAAAGUUACAAAUAAUUAAAGAGCAGCAGUAAAAUAACAAUAGCGAGGCUAUAUACAGGGGGUACCGGUACCGAGUCAAUGUGCGGGGGCACCGGUUAGUCGAGUUAAUUGAGGUAAAUGCUAGAAAGUUAGCAUUUGGAGAUAUUGGCCAGGUAAGAAUGAACCAAAAUCAUGACUUAAUCCUCUUGGUUCCCUUGUACUCAUGGGGGUCAUGUGUGGCUCAGUUGGUAGAACAUGGCACUUGCAAUGCCAGGGUUGUGGGUUAGAUUCCCAUGGGGGACCAGUACGAAAAAGUACAAAAAUGUAUGUACUCACUACUCUAAGUCGCUCCAGAGUGUCUGCUAAAUGUAAUUUUUGAUUUAACUCAUAAGGCAUCUACCAGGGCUCUUAAAGAUGCAGUCAGGGAUCUUAACCACUUACAAAUUCUUAACAUAUCAUACGAAUUUCCAAUAAAUAAAUACAAUUUUCACAGGAUGUAACAAAUCAUAUGAAAUGGAUGACAUAGUACACAAUUGUGCACAAUGUUUGGCUUGUGAGCACUACUUUCAAAACUACUGGCUGAAAUUAUACAAAACCUCUGGAACAUCACUUUAAGCCAACUCUUUUCAACCAGAGGGCUUUCAUUCCUGUAGAAUGGAGCAUCUGUAGUAGUUUUUUUUGCCUUCUCUGCUUUCUUUUUGCUUGUAGGUUGUAGUCCAUUGCCUGUCUUGUUAUAUUUGUGGGUUUUCUGAAUGUGAAUGUAUUUGCCUCUGUCAUUGCCUCCCACUUUCAGUUGUUUCCUUCCCUCUAUAGAACGUCAUUCAGAGUUAUCGUAAAACAAUGUCAACUGGUGAUUUCUCCACAGACCAAAAACUGGGCCGGUGGUCCAGACCAAACUGGGGGGUCUGAGAGGGCAGUAUGUGAGCGUAAAGGGGAAGGAGAUGGUGGUGCAGGCCUACUUGGGCGUGCCGUUUGCCAAACCACCUAUUGGCCCCCUGAGACUGGCCCCGCCCCAGCCUGUGGAGGGAUGGGAGGGAAUUAGGGACGCCACCCAGCAGCCUCUCAUGUAAGACCCAACAAGGUCACAAACAAACCAUUAAUAUCAAGUUCCUGGUCAUUUGAAUAAGGGUUAGAUAAACAAUGAGAUUGAAUACAAUCAAUAAAUACAGUGAGGCAAGCUGAAUGCGCACAACUGAAUUCUGAAAGCUUAACCUGUCUCGAGCAAUGCUUUGCCAUAAAGAAGACACAAUUCAAAUAAUUAUAUUGGUUGUGUUGUAAAUUAGUUUAUUUAACACAAAUCUGAUGAAAUUUGGACUUCUCAAUGAGUUUUAUGUUUUUCAGGUGUCUUCAAGACAGACAAAUUACAGUAGACCUUUUCUCCAAUGUGUCCUUGACAGUGGAUAUCCCAGAGGUGUCAGAAGAUUGUCUUUACCUCAACAUUUACACCCCGGUUAAACCUGCUGAGAAUACCAAGCUUCCUGUAAGUAGACACCUAUGGCCAACAUAAGUGUGAGUGUGUCACGGUACACUAGUGGAUGUGGUGGUAAAGUCAGGCGCAGGACACAGCGGAUAAGUCCAACGACUUUACUGAGACUCAAAUAUGAUAAUAAAAAAAUAAAUGGCCUCGAAACACACAGGAGGCAAAGAAUACGCGCAACGCGUAAAAUACACAAAUGCAAACAGGUACCGACCAAAGACAAACGACAGGCGGACAACAACACACAACUCCAAAACAUAACACAGGGAAACUUAUAGGUGACAUAAUCAGGACAGAAAACGAAACAGGUGCACUAAACUAGACAUGACCAAACAAACAUCGAAACAUCAAACGGUGGCAGCUAGUACUCCGGGGACGACGAACGCCGAAACCUGCCUGAACAAGGAGGAGGGGCAGCCUCGGCGGUAUUCGUGACAGUACCCCCCACUUGAUGCGCGGCUCCAGCCAGGAGGACGCGGAGCAGGGCACGUGGGAUGGUUUCGGUGGAACUCCGUCAGGAGGGAGGGAUCUAAGAUAUCCCUCCUAGGCAUCCAGCACCGUUCCUCUGGACCGUACCCCUCCCACUCCACGAGACCCCCCAUCCGACGUCUCGAAUCCACGAUGGACCGGACUGAGUACGCCGGAGCCCCCUCGAUGUCCAGUGGGGGCGGGGGAGUCUCUCUUAUCUCACAGUCCUGGAGUGGACCAGCUACCACCGGCCUGAGGAGAGACACAUGGAACGAGGGGUUAAUGUGAUAAUCAUUAGGCAGUUGUAACUUGUAGCAUACCUCGUUCAAUCUCCUCAGGACUUUAAAUGGCCCCACAAACCGCCGACCCAGCUUCCGGCAGGGCAGGCGAAGGGGCAGGUUUCGGGUCGAGAGCCAGACCCGAUCUACCGGUGCAUACACCGGAGCCUCACUGCGGUGGCGAUCGGCGCUCGCCUUUUGCCGCCUGACAGCCCGCUGCAGAUGGACAUGCGCAGCGUUCCAUGUUUCCUCCGAGCGCCGAAACCACUCAUCCACCGCAGGGGCUUCGAUCUGGCUCUGAUGCCAGGGUGCCAGGACCGGCUGAUAACCCAGCACACACUGAAAAGGCGGAAGAUUAGUAGAGGAGUGGCGGAGUGAGUUUUGGGCUAUCUCUGCCCAGGGGAUAAACCCCGACCACUCCUCCUGCCGGUCCUGGCAAUAGGACCUCAGAAACCUACCCACAUCCUGGUUUACUCUCUCCACCUGCCCAUUACUCUCAGGGUGAAAACCUGAGGUAAGGCUAAUCGAGACCCCCAGACGUUCUAUAAACGCCCUCCAGACUCUAGAGGUGAACUGGGGACCCCGAUCAGACACUAUAUCCUCAGGCACCCCGUAGUGCCGGAAGACGUGAGUAAACAGGGCGUCGGCAGUUUGUAGGGCUGUAGGGAGACCUGGCAUAGGAAUGAGACGGCAGGCCUUAGAAAACCGAUCCACAACGACCAAGAUCGUAGUGUUCCCCUGGGAGGGGGGAAGGUCCGUGACAAAAUCCACCGAUAGGUGAGACCACGGCCGUUGUGGAACGGGUAGGGGUUGUAACUUCCCUCUGGGCAGGUGUCUAGGCGCCUUACACUGGGCGCACACCGAGCAGGAGGAAACGUAAACCCUCACGUCCCUAGCUAAAGUGGGCCACCAGUACUUCCCACUAAGGCAGUGCACUGUCCGACCAAUACCAGGAUGACCAGAGGAGGGUGACGUGUGAGCCCAAUAUAUCAGUCGAUCACGAACCUCGAGCGGCACGUACUUCCGUCCCUCUGGACACUGUGGGGGAGUAGGGUCGGCACGUAACGCCCGCUCGAUGUCUGCAUCGACCUCCCACACCACCAGUGCCACCAGACAAGACUCCGGAAGUAUGGGAGUGGGCUCAAUGGACCUCUCCUCUGUGUCAUAUCGUCGGGACAGGGCGUCUGCCUUAGCGUUCUGUGACCCUGGUCUAUAGGUGAGCUUAAAUACAAAUCGGGUAAGAAACAUGGCCCACCUAGCCUGGCGAGGGUUCAGUCUCCUCGCUGCCCGGAUGCACUCCAGGUUACGAUGGUCAGUCAGAAUGAGAAAAGGGUGUUUAGCCCCCUCAAGCCAAUGCCUCCACACCUUCAGGGCUUGAACCACCGCUAGCAGCUCCCUGUCCCCCACGUCAUAAUUGCGCUCCGCCGGACUGAGCUUCUUAGAAUAGAAAGCACAGGGGCGGAGUUUGGGUGGCGUACCCGAGCGCUGAGACAAUAUAGCACCGAUCCCCGCUUCGGACGCAUAUACCUCAACUUGGAACGCCAAAGAGGGAUCCGGAUGUGCCAGCACCGGAGCCGAGGUGAACAGGUCCUUCAGAUGUCUAAACGCACUGUCCGCCUCAGCCGACCACUGCAGAUGCACCGGGCCCCCCUUUAGCAGGGAGGUGAUGGGAGCUGCUACCUGUCCAAAGCCCCGGAUAAACCUCCGGUAGUAAUUGGCAAAACCCAAGAACCGCUGCACCUCCUUUCACCGUGGUGGGAGUCUGCCAAUUACGUACGGCUAAAACACGGUCAAUCUCCAUCUCCACCCCUGACGCGGACAACCGAUGUCCCAGGAAGGAGAUGGACUGCUGGAAGAACAGACGUUUCUCCGCCUUCGCAUACAGGUCAUGCUCCAACAGUCUACCAAGCACCCGACGCACCAGGGACACAUGCUUCGCUCGUGUAGCGGAGUAUAUUAGAAUGUCAUCAAUAUACACCACUACACCCUGUCCAUGCAAAUCCCGGAAAAUCUCGUCCACAAACGAUUGGAAGACUGAAGGAGCAUUCAUUAAACCGUAUGGCAUGACGAGGUACUCAUAGUGACCCGAGGUGGUACUGAAUGCUGUCUUCCACUCAUCUCCCUCCCUAAUGCGCACCAGGUUGUACGCGCUCCUGAGAUCCAAUUUUGUGAAGAAUCGCGCCCCGUGUAAUGACUCCAUCAUACUAGCAAUCAGAGGGAGAGGAUAGCUGUAUUUGAUUGUAAUCUGAUUGAGACCACGGUAAUCAAUACACGGGCGUAAACCCCCAUCCUUCUUCUUCACAAAAAAGAAACUUGAGGACGCAGGGGAAGUGGACGAUCGUAUGUAUCCCUGUCUCAGAGAUUCGGUGACGUAUGUCUCCAUAGCCGCCGUCUCCUCCUGAGACAGAGGAUACACAUGACUACGAGGAAGCGCAGCGCCUACCUGGAGGUCUAUCGCACAAUCCCCCUGUCGAUGAGGUGGUAAUUGAGUCGCCUUCUUUUUACAGAAGGCGAGUGCCAAAUCGGCAUACUCAGGAGGAAUGUGCAUGGUGGGAACUUGGUUCGGGCUUUCCACCGUCGUUGCCCCUACGGAAACACCUACACACCGCCCGACACACUGAUCAGACCAUCCCUUGAGAGCCCUCUGUUGCCAUGAAAUGUUGGGGUCAUGAGAUGUUAACCAGGGAAGCCCCAACACCACGGAAAACGCAGGAGAAUCAAUCAAAUAUAACCGUAUAAUCUCCUCAUGGCCCUCCUGCGUCUUCAUCUUAAGUGGCGCUGUGACCUCCCUAAUCAAUCCCGACCCCAAAGGGCAGCUAUCUAGGGCAUGGAUGGGGAAGGGCACAUCAACUGGUACAAUAGGAAUCCCUAAUUUAUACGUGAACCGGCGAUCGAUAAAAUUCCCAGCUGCGCCUGAAUCUACUAGCGCCUUAUGCUGGGAGUGAGGAGAAACCUCGGGAAACACAACUUUAAUACACAUAUGCGCAACAGAGAGCUCUGGGUGAGUUGGGUGCUUACUCACCUGGAAUGACUCAUCAGUGCGCUGCCUACUGCCUCGAUUCCUAGGAGACCCUCCCCAGCACCGACCCGCAGUGUGUCCUCUGCGGCCACAGUUGGUGCAGGGGACGACCUCUCUCCUGGUCUCUCUCCUGGUCUCCCUAGCACCAGCACCCCCGAGCUCCAUAGGGUUCGGCUUGGAAGUGCUGGGGGAUGGAAUGGACGGCCCGACUCCGGACGUCCGCGGGUAGCCAACAGGGUAUCUAGGCGAAUCGACAUGUCCACCAGCUGAUCGAAGCUUAGGUUGGUGUCCCUGCAGGCCAAUUCCUGACGCACGUCCUCCCUCAGGCAACACCUGUAGUGGUCGAUGAUUGCCCUCUCAUUCCAUCCCGCGUUGGCAGUCAGAGUCCGGAAGUCCAGUGCGACCUCCUGCGCGCUCCUCUUCCCCUGUCUGAGGUGGAACAGACGCUCACCCGCCGCCUUCCCCUCUGGGGGAUGAUCGAAUACCGUCCUGAAGCGGCGGGUGAACUCCGCAUAGUUGACUGUAGCGGCGUCUAUUCCCCCCCACUCGGCGUUGGCCCACUCCAGCGCCUUGACGGACAGACAGGAGAUGAGGGUGGACACGCUCUCGUAUCCCGAGGGCACCGGGUGAAUGGUUGCCAGGUAGAGUUCCACUUGGAGCAGGAAACCCUGACACCCGGCCGCUGUGCCAUCAUAAGCCCUCGGGAGCGAGAGCCGAAUCCCACUGGUCCCCGGAGGUGAAGCGAUGGGUAUAGCUGAUGGUGGUGGUAUCGUCGGAGGAGGUGUGGGCAAACCUCCUCUUUCCCAUCGCUCCAUGGUGUUCACCACCCGUUCCAUGGCGGUGCCGAGAGCCUGGAUCAUGGCCGCUUGUUGUGCUACGCGCUCCUCCAUUGAUCCAGCUGGCACCGCCGCUCCUGCUGACUCCAUGUCUAGGUGUGUGAUUCUGUCACGCGACGUGUAUGCGGUCAGCGAAGUCAAACGCAGGACACAGAGCGGCUGGCAACAGAAAUAUAGUGCAAAAACAACAAACCUCCAAACAGGGAGGAAAACACAAUAACCCGUACACCAAAGCAACUGCCGGAAUGACAAAGAACAAUCACAAACAAUAACCAAUGAGAGACAGGGGGUAAUAUAGGGAAUACAAUACAACAUAAUGGGAAACAGGUGUAAACAAUAAAGACCAAACAAGACAAACACCGAAACAUCGAUCGGCAGUAGCUAGUACUCCGGGGACGACGAACGCCGAAGCCUGCCCGAGCAAGGAGGAGGAGCAGCCUCGGCUGAAUCCGUGACACAUGUUUAGUGGAAUACUUGUCAAUGUGCAGUGAAGCUGUGCAGGGAAGAUGUUUUCAUCAUUAGUCAAAGCUAAUGAUAACUGCUAAAAACGUCCAGGUCAUCAAAGGCUACAAGUCCACACAGAAGCAUAGUUCCCGAAGGGCAAUUUGAGUUCAGCAUAAAAUAAGUUUAAAAAUACAAAAAACAUGAAACCAUAUAAUACAACAUACGUACGAUGAGAAGUGCAAAGUGAAUCUAAAUGCAGCUGGUAUUUACUUUUUUCAGCAUGUAUUGCUUGUGUUUCUCAGGUCAUGGUUUGGAUCCAUGGUGGAGGAUUCGCCAUUGGCUCUGCAUCAACAUAUGAUGGUUCUGCUUUGGCUGCAUCCCAGGAUGUGGUUGUAGUGCUGAUCCAAUACCGUUUGGGUCUGCUGGGGUUCUUCAGGUAAGACUGGAACCAUUACAGAACCACACACAAUUUGAGAUUUUAUAUAGCCUGGUUAUUGUUUUUAUUGCGUUACGAUUUCCUUAUUGUUUAAUUUUUUUGUCUUACUUUUUAACUCUGCACUGUUGGGAAUGUGCUCAUAAGUAAGCAUUUCACGUUGAAGUCUACACCUGUUGUAUUCAUGGUAUGUGACCAAUAAAAUUGGGUUUGAUUUGAUUUGGAAGUACAGUAUUUCACGACUAGAUGUUAUAGAUGGUUCCUCACCCUGAAAGUAGUCUAUGGGCCGGGAGAAACUGUAAUCCAUGGUUCCCUUUUCUUUAAACAGUCACAACAAACGUCAGCUAACUUUAGCCUCCGCUAGCUAGAAAUCAAUGGAAGUGAUCAGGACAACCGUGCAAUUUUCUAAAUGUCAUGGUCAAAUCAACUUGAUUAUUUGGUUUGACAUUCCGUAAAGGUGAUUUGGCCUUUUUUUAACAUUGCACGGUUGCCCCUAUAAAAGUGUUGGAUUCGUAACCUCACUCCUCAGCCUGAAAUGUCUCGACUUGCGUUGCUGAACUGCUAUUUUUGCCAUGGCGCAACUGGCUAAGAACAUACUGUAGUGUGAUUUUGCGAGUCAGAGGAUCCGAGUUCAAGUACUAGUAAGGACUUGUGAGGAAGGAAGCUAUACUGUUAAAGGCCCAGUGCAGUCCAAAUGUAGGGUUUUCUUGUGUUUUGUUUCAUAUUGAACAACAGCUGAUGAAACUAACACUGUCAAAGUGUGAUCAGUGUUAUUUUCUGAUAGUUACUGGUUGAAAAUACAAUCUACGCAGGACCUUCUACUCAUCAGGCUUUGCAUGGGUGGAGUUUUGGCUUGCCUGGUGACAUGAAGUUUUAAUAGACCAAUAACAAAGAGAGUUCCAAAGCUCUCUGCCAAUACAGCUAGUUUUCAGUUUUCCCCUCCCCACUCAGAUCACUCCCAGACAGUCCUAGGAAAAUGUUUUUUGGUGUUGUAGUGGUUGCUGCAAGAUAGUGUAUUUGGAGUCUGCUGUUUUGGGCUCAUUUUACUGGUUUCACAUCUCUUCCAUACAGCACAGGUGACAAGUAUGCCCCAGGGAACACGGGACUAAUUGACCAGGUGGAAGCUUUGCGGUGGGUCAAGGAGCACAUACACAACUUUGGGGGCGACUCCAAGUCGGUCACCAUAUUUGGAGAGUCUGCUGGUGGAGUGAGUGUAUCAUUACUGGUGAGGACACACACACACACACACACACACACACACACACACACACACACGCACAACAUAUAUUCAGCAAUUUAUGUAAAUUGUAAAAUAUAAUGCACUAAACAUUUUGUCUAAUGUAUUUAUUGUAUCACUUAUAUUACCAAAUAAUUUCGUAUGAAAAUAUGUUUCCACAAAUACAGUAUAAUGUAUGUAUACUAUUGUGUGUGUAAUAUAGUUGUAUGUAUUGAGAGACAUCACUAUCUUGAAUAGCUUUUGAUUUUGUUUGGUUUUAUCGCUAGUUUUCCUUAAAAACUAAAAAGAAAACCAAAAGGCCUUUCCCCAAGGGUAAAGAAAAUAAUUCAAAAACCACAAAAAAGCCCAAAACCAAGGUUUGAAUUUGCCCUUCCCAAAUUUGUUUGUUUGUUGGGGAAAAAUUAUAGAGUUGCGGGGACCAAAAAAGUUGGGUCCCCACCGCGGUAUGGAGAUUUAAAUAAAAAGGACAAACGGGUUUUUAAAAAAAUAAAAUUUUGUAGUGCUUUAAUUUUUGUCAUAAAGGAUGCACUUUUUCAUGCAAAUUUUUUUAGGUGUGUUAGGCUACUGAAAGUUUUUAUGUUUUGUUUUGUUUUUUUAAACAUUUACAUUUAAGUUCCUUCAGCGACACUCUUAUAAGAGGAAAAAAAAAUUUUUUUUGGGGGCCAUUCAACUUGGGAGCCAGUGGGAAAAACCACCUUUUUUUUUUUUUGGGGGGGGGGGGGGGGGGGGGGGUAGAAGAUUACUGUUAUACUUUUCCCCAGGUUUUCCCUUAAAGGGGAAAAUUAUUAUUUGAUUGAUAAUCAUAUUUUUUCGGGGCAUUUAUCGUAGUGAAUAACUCCCACCCUUUUUUCCCCACGGGGACGUUAUGCGGUCAGCAAAAUUAAAACGCGGACACAGAGCGGCUGGCAACGUACUUUACAAACACAGUAAAAAGUGCAAAAACAAAAAAAACCCCCAAAACGGGGAGGAAACCAAAACCCCGUAAAACCAAAGCAACUCCCGGAAUGACAAAGAAAAAAAUUCACCCCAAAAUAACCAAUGAGGGGCCCGGGGGUAAUAUGGGGAAAAUACAAUACAAAUAAGGGGAACAGGUGAACAAUAAAGACCAAAAAAAAGACAAACACCGAAACAAAAAUGGGCCCGGAGCUAGUACCCCGGGGACGACGAACGCCGAAGCCUGCCCGAGCAAGGGGAGGAGCACCCUUGGCUGAAUCCGUGACAGUAUCCCCCUCUUGACGCGGGGGCCCCAAACCCGGGAAGCCCGGAGGACGGAGGACGCGGACGGGGCGAGUCGGAUUCCGGGUGGAAACCCCUCACAGGGGGGGAUCUGGAUGUCCCCCCUAGGGACCCAGCACCGUUCCCCCCCGGAACCGUACCCUCCCCCCCCACGGGGGAACCCCCUGCGGGCCCCCCCAAUCCGACGCCAAAAAUUUUUUCCCAAGAGGGAACGGACUGAGUACCCGGAUCCCCCUCGUGUUAGUGGGGGGGGGGGAGGAGCCUCCGUACCUCAUUCUCCGGGAGGGGCCCACCCUCCCAACCGGGAAAUUAGGACAGACACUUUGGAACGGGGGGUUUAAAUGCAGUAAAAAAAGGGGCCCAUUUGUAACCGGAAACAUACCUCAUUAAAUCUCCCCCCAGGCCUUUAAAGGGCCCCCCAAAAACUGCCGCCCCAGUUUCCCCCGGCGGGGCAGGCAAAGGGGGCAGGUUUGGGGGGUCGAGAGCCAGAACCCGAUCAAACCGGUGCAUAAAACCCGGAGCCUCACUGGGGGUGGCGAUUGGCGCUCCCUUUUGCCGCCUGACACCCCGCUGCAGAUGGACAUGCGCAGCGUUCCAUUUUUUCCUCCGGGCGGCUAAAACCACUCAUCCCCCCGCAGGGUUUUUCGAUCUGGCUCUGAUCCCAGGGGGGGCCAGGACCGGCUGAUAACCCGGAACACCCCUGAAAAAGGGCGGAAAAAAUUUAGGGGAAAGGAGGGGCCCGGAGUGAUUUUUGGGCUACUCUCCCCCAGGGGAUAAACCCCGACCAUUUCCCCCCUCCCGGGGCCCCUGGCAAAGGCCCUUUCAAAAAACCUACCCACACCCCGGGUUUUUACUCUUUUCCACCUGCCAUUACUCCCCGGGUUUGAAAACCUGGGAAAGGCAAAUUUCAGACCCCCAGACUUUCCCAUAAACGCCCCCCAAACUUAGAGGUGAACGGGGGCCCCCGGGACAGACACUAUUUUCCUCGGGCCCCCCGGGUGGGGGCCCGGGAAGGUGAGUAAACGGGGCGUCGGCGUUUGUGGGGCGGGUGGGAACCGGGCCCUGGGAAUGAGACGGCGGGGCCUAAAAAAACCGUUUCCACAACGACCAAGAUCGUAGUUUUUUCCCCUGGGGGGGGGGAAGGCCCUGAAAAAAUCCACCGAUAGGUAAACCCAACGGCCUUUUGGGGAAAAGGGUUGGGGGUUGAAAUUUCCCCUCUGGGAAAGGUGGCAGGCCCCUUACCUGGGCGCACACCGAGCAGGGGGAAAAACGAAAACCCUCACGUCCCAGUAAAGGGGGCCACCAUUUCUUCCCCUAAGGCAGUGCACUUUUCCCGGAAAAAUACCGGGGAUGACGGGAGGGUGACGUGUGACCCCAAUAUUCAGUGAUCACGAACCCAAAAGGGGCACGUACUUCCGUCCCCCCGGACACUGGGGGGGAGUGGGGUUUUGGGAACUUAACGCCCCCCCCCUCGAUGUUGCAUCGACCUCCCACCCCCCCAGUGCCACCAAAAAGGGGACCCCGGAAGUAUGGGGGGGGGUCAAGGGGACCUCUCCUUGUUUUCAUAUCGUCGGGACGGGGGCUCGCCUUAGCUUUUUGUGCCCCGGCUAUAGGUGAUUUUUAAAAAAAUGGGAAAGAAAAAAAGGGCCCCCAAAGGCCGGCGAGGGUUCAUUUUCUCCUCGCUGCCCGGUUUCAUCCGGGUUUACGAUGGCAGUCAAAAAUGAAAAAAAGGGGGUUUUUAAACCCCCUAACCCCAAUGCCUCCACACCUUCAGGGUUAAAACCAAACCGUUUGAGAUCCCGUCCCCCACGUCAAAAUUUUGCGCUCCCCCGGACGGGAGUUUUCUUAAAAUAAAAACCCACAGGGGGGGGGGUUUGGGUGGCGUACCCGAGCGUUUGGAGCCCAAUUUUCCACCGAUCCCCCCCCGGGACGAUAAAACCUCAACUUGGAACCCCCAAAGAGGGGGGCCGGAUGGGGCCAGCCCCGGAGCCGAGGUGAACGGGGUCCUUAGUUUGUCCAAAACCCAAACUGCCCCCGCCUCAGCGCCCCACUGCAAAAGGGGCCGGGGCCCCCCUUUUAAGCAGGGAGGUGAUAAAAAGUGCUACCUGUCCAAACCCCCGGAAAAAAACCUCCGGAAAGAAAAUUGGGCAAAACAAAACCCCCGCUGCACCCCCCUUCACCGUGGGGGGGAGCCCCUGCCAAUUACGUACGGCUAAAACCCCGGCCCAAUCUCCAUCUCCCCCCCCCCCUGACGGGGACAACCGAUUUCCCGGGAAGGAAAAGGGACCCCGGGAAGAACAGCCUUUCUCCCCCUUCGCAUACAGGUAAAGCCCCCAACAGUCUACCAAGCCCCGACCCCACCGGGGACACUGCUUGGCUCGUUUAGAAAAAAUUUCAACCCCCCCUUUAAAAAAGGAAAAACUCGUCCCCAAAAGGGGGAAAAAGGGGAAAAUUUUUUUUUUGGGGGGGGCCCCCCCUUUUUUUUUCCCCCUCCCCCCCCCCGGGUUUUUUGGGGGGGUUUUUUAAAAGGGGGGUUUUUUAAAAGAAAAAAAAGGGGGGGGGGGGGUUUUUAAUUUUUUAACCCUUUUAAAAAGGGGCCAAAAAAACCCCCCCCCCUUUUUUUUAAAAAAAAAAAAGGGGGGGGUGGAGGUUUUUUCCCUUUUGGGUUGGGCCCGCCCCUUCCCCCCUUUCCCGGGGGGAAAAAAAAAAAAAACCCCCCCCCCCCGGGGGGUCCCCCUUUUUUGGGGGUUUGGGGGUUUUUUUUUUUUAAAAAAAACCCCCUUGGGGGGGGUUUUGGGGGGGUUUUUGGGGGCCCCCCCCCCCCCCCCGGAAACACCUACACCCCCCCCCAAAAAAAACCCCCCCCCCCCGGGCCCCUUUUUUAAAAUUUUGGGGGGGGGUUUUGGGGCCCCCAAAACCCCCGGGAAAAAGGAAAAAAAAUCAAAAUAAUUUUUCCCCCCCCCUCCCCUUUUUUCUUUUUUCCCCCCCCCCCCCCCCCCCCGGGGGGUUUUUCGGGUUGGAAAAAGGAAAAAAAAAAAAUUUUUUUUUUCCCCCUAAAAAAACCCCCCCCCCCUUUAACCCCAAAAGGGGGGGGGGGGGAAAAAAAAACCCCCCCAAAAAAAAACCAAAAAGGGGGGGUUUUUGGGUUUUUCCCCCCCGGGGUUUUGGGGGGGGGGGCCCCCCCCCCGGGGGACCCUCCCCCCCGCCCCCCCUUUUUUCCCCCCAAAGGGUUUUGGGGGGGCCCCCCUUUCUUCCCCCUUUCCCCCCCCCCCCCCCCAAAAAACCCCCCCGGGGGGGGCCCCCCCCCCCCCGGCCCGGGGGGCCCCCCGGGAAAAGGGGGAAAAGGGGGGGUUAAAAGGGGGGGGGCCUUUUUUCCCCCCGGGGGGGGGGCCCCCGGGGGCCCCCUUUUGGGGGGGGGCCCCCCCCCCCCGGGGGGGGCCGUCCCCCUGGCCCCCCCCCCCCCCCCCCCCCCCCCCUUUUUUGGGGGGGGGGGGGGGGCCCCCCCCCCCCCCCCAACCCCCCCCGGGGCCCCCCCCCCCCCCGGGGGAAAAAAAGGGGGGGGGCCCCCCGGGGGGAAAAACCCCCAGGGGGAUUGGUUUUACUUUGGGGGGCCCCCCCCCCUUGGGCCCCCCCUUUCCCCCCCAAACCCCCGGGGGGCCCCAAAACCCCCCCCCCGGGGGGGGGGGGGGGGGGUUUUUUUUUUUAAAAAAACCCCCCCCCGGGGGGUUUUGGGGCCCCCCCCCCCCCCCCCAAAAAAGGGGGGGGGGGGUUUUUUUGGGGGGGUUUUUUUUUUUUCCCUUUCCCCUUUUUCCCCCCCCUUGGGGCCCUUUUUUUUUUUUUUUUUUUUUUUUUUGGCCCGGGGGGUUUUUUUUUUUCCGGGGGGGCCCCGGCAAAAAAUUUUUUUCCCUUUAAAAAAAAAUUUCCCCCAAAAAAAAAAAAAAAAAACCAAACCCCCCGGAAAAAAUAAAAAAAACCCAAAAACCCAAAAAAAGAAAUUUUUCCCCCCAAAAAAAGGGGGGAAAAAAAAUUCAAAAAAAGGGAAAAAGGGAAAAAAAAAAAAAAAUUUGAAAAAAAAAACCCCCAAAAAAUUUUUUUUUUUUUUUUGGGGGAGGGGCCCCCUUUUUUCCCCCCCUUUUUUUUUGGGGGAAAAAAGGGGGGGCCGGGGUUUUUUUUUUUACCGUUUUUUAAAAAAAAAAAUUUAAAACCUUCCCCGGGUUUUUUUUGGGGGAAAAAAAAAAAAGGUUUUUUAAAUUUUUAAAAAAAUUUUUUUUAAAAAAAAACCAAAUUUUUCCCAAAAAAAAACCCCUUUUUUUCCCCCCCCCCAAAUUUUUUUGUUUAAAAAAUUUUUUUUUUAAAAAAAAAAUUUUUUUGGGGGGAAUUAAAAUUUUUUUUGUUUUCCUUUUUUUUUUUUUUUUUUUUCCCUUUUUUUUUUUUUUCCCUUUUCCCCCCCCUUUUUAAAAAGGCCCUUUUUUUUCCCCUUUUUUUUUUUUUUUUUUUUUUUUUUUUUCCCUUUUUUUUCCCUUUGGGUUUUUCCCCCCGGGGGGGGUUUUUUUUUUUUUUGGGAAAAAAAUUUUUUUUUAAAAAAAAAUUUUUUUUAAAAUUUUUUUUUUUUUCCCCCCCCCCGGGUUUUUCCGGGAAAAUUUUUUUUUUUUUUUUUUUAAAAAAAAAACCCCUUUUUUUUUUAAAACCUUUAAGUGAAAAAAAUUUUUUUUUUAAAAAAUUUUUAAAAAAUUUUUUUUUUUUGGAAAAAUUUUUUUUGGGGGGGGUUUUUUCUUUUUUUCCCCCCGGGGUUUGGGCCUUUUUUUUCCCCCCGGGGUUUUUUUUUUUUUUUUCCCCCAAAACCCCAAAUUUUUUUGGGUUUUGGGGGAAACCAAAAUUUGGGGGGGGGGAAAAAAUUUUUUUAAAAAUUUUGGGGUUUUUUUUUUUUAAAAAAAAUUUUUUAAAAAAACCCCUUUUUUUUUUUUAAAAUUUUUUUUUUCAGGGCUUAGCAAGGGGGAUUGAUUUUUACGCCGGGGUAAAAACCCCGUCUGACGCGGGUCAGGAGCUUUUUAUCAGGGCCCCUUCCCCGCCAGGACUUUCACACUUUGCAAUAGCCCUCCUCUAAAGGGUAUCUAUCCCCGUGGACAAAAGCAAGCCCCAUCGGGUUCCUUGGCACUGAAGUGCAAACCACCAUACAUCACCCGGGGUCCGAAAAAAGCCCCCAAUAAACCCCCCCCAACACCUCACCCCCAAACCCAGUCCCUACCUUACGGAAACCGGGCAGGUGAAACAAAACUUUAGGUAAAAACAAAAAACCAUGUUUUUAUCCUGAAUCAAAAUUAAAAUACAUUGGCUAGCUACACCUGCAACAGAAAGUCGCAUGCAUUUUGUGUGGGUCAAAAAAGAGAUAUAAAAAAUAAAAAUUUUAAAAAAAAAGCAAUAAAACCAAAACAUAAAAAAAAACGACAAAAAAACCAGCAUUUUAAAACCUUUGCUUUUCCCCUGUAGGAGAUAACAAAAACAUGGCCUGAAAUGUCCAUGUGUGACGGGAAUAGGUUUGAUGUGGAAGGAUUGCUCAUAGACUAUAACUGUUUAUGGCUUAGAAGGUAUUCAAGUUUAUGAAAAACCAAACCCCCCCUUCAUCUGGGGAAAUAUUUUGUGCCACUUUUUUCUAGAGGGUUCUCUUUUGUCUGUCUUGUUGAAUUUUUUUCUCCUUUUUUUCAAUCUUGUCUUUUUAAAGAAUCAAAGCUAUAUUUUGGGGGUUGGACUGUUGAGGGGCUUUUUGUCCAAAUCCAAGGGAGUUUUCCCCAAAACCCAUGAACACAGGUUCCGUUAUGAGGGUGUAAAUGCAACGAUUUGGGGUUUUUAGAAAAAGGGGUCGUUUUGAAAGACGUUUGAAUUUGUUUCAACCCAAAAUGCUAAAGUUAGGCUAAAUAAAGUGGUCUCUCUCAUUUUUCGUAAACUUUUUGAGCCAAAGGUGUUGGAAAAGUGAUUUUGAGUGACACAGAAAAAGUCAUUAGUUAACAAAUAGCCUAAAUAAUAGCUUUAAAAUUAAAAGUGAAAGCAUUAAAUUUAAUCCUAAGGUGAGGAUGGAUAUAAACCUGUGACAUCCCACUUUGUGCCGCCAAACCUGAACAAAAAUUAAACGCAAAACGAUAAGGUGUUUGGGCCCCCGUUUCAUUAGGAAAAAAAAUAUCCAGACUUUUCUAUAACCAAAAAAUUUCUUUUCUCAAAUUUUGGCACAAAUUUUUUUAUUACAUCCCGUUAUGCGCUUUCCUUGCCAGAUAAUCCAUCCCCUGACAGGUUGAAAUUCAAGAAGGUUAAAAACAGAUUAUUACACAGGUGCACCUUUCGCUGGGCUCAAAAAAAGCCACUUAAAAAUUGCAGUUUUGUCACCAACACAAUGCCAAUGUCUCUUUUUUUAGGAGCAUCAAUGGCAGCUGACUGCGGAAUAUUACCCGAGCGUUUUCCAGAAUUUUAAGUUUAAUUUUUUACGUCCAACGGCCUCACAAACCCCGACCCCGAAACCCCGCCCCCUGGACUCGAUAUCCCGGGUUUUUCACCGCGGGUCGCGAACCACACCCGAACGAUGAAAAUGGGGUUUUCCCAAAAACCCAAAAAUUCCCCCAAAAUGUCAGAAAUCUCCAGGGAACUAUCGGCGUCUCUCGUCCUCACAGGUUCUUGACCUAAAGGGUUUCGGCGUCAAUCCGACUUCGGGAAAAAAGUCCCUUCUGGGGCCCUGGCAAAAUGGGGAAAAUGUGCUCCUCACGGAAAUCCCCGUUUAAUGACAGGCAGAUGGGAUGGCGUUGUGGGGAGCAGUUUGGAGUCAAAAAUUGUGAACAAGUGCCCCGGUGGCGGGGGGUUAUGGUAUGGGAGGAUAAAAACGGGAAAAGAACACAAUUGGUCUGGACAAAAAGAUGCAUAUCUGUUUUCCCAGUGAAAAAACCAGAUUGGGCUAAGAAAUUUUUUUAAAAAUUUACGAUUUCCUAUAUAACUGUAACUCGUCAAAACUUUGAAAUUUGUUCCCUGUUUUCUUUAAUUUUUUUUCAGUGCUUUUUACUCCGGGUUUAGACACUCGCUUGGCACCCCCAUUUUCCCCAAAUUUUCCAUUUACACCAUUGCAUAUUUAGCACAAGGUAUGACCCUAUUAAGAUCAACUGGCCAUUGAAUCGGAUAUUUUCAGUGGCGCAAAGGGUUUUACGUUUCAAGCAUGGUCACAGUGUUCGCGAGGAGAGGCCCCAGUUUUUAAGGCAAGUUUAGGGAGGACCCAAAACUCUAAGCAGAACAUGAAGUUAGGUUUCCCCCCAUGAUUAAAAUUCCCCUUUAACAUACUAUUGCCAAAAUGAGUGAAUUUAAUAUAAUGUAGGCUUUAAUACUCCUCUUUAAAUAGUGAAAAGACUGGAUUUUAGACAAGUAAUAAUGUGUUUUCUUCCCAUAGUUAUUUGCUCCUCCAGGUUGGGAGAAAUGGAGUGGACCGGGUGAAGGUCAUGCCCAUUAUGGCCAUGUUCUACCCUGAUGUGAGGCAAAAGCACACCAUCACUCAGAUGAUAUUGUCUAACUACUGAUUACAAUACAUGCUGUGGCUACACUGAAUGGUUGUUGUCUCCUUCAGCCCAAGGAUCAGUGGAUAACUGAGCUGAUAGCAGAUGAAUACCUGGGAACCUCUGGAAAUCGGGUGAAAAACCGUGAUGGGUUCACUGAGCUGGUUGGUGACAUUAUGUUUACCAUUCCUGCCCUUCAAACAGCAAACUUCCACAGAGGUAGAGCACUAUUUUAGGGCCAAUAGAGUUCAGCAUUAGGACUGGUAUAUCAGACACUAGACCUACUUCAGAGGUUUUCUCACAAAGCAAUCACAUUCUGAGGUCUUUGUACAGAAUUCAAGUUUAUUUCCAGAGAGGCCAAUUCACCUUAAUGUUACUGUCUUAUCCCACACAACAGAUGCAGGUGUGCCUGUGUACCUGUAUGAGUUCCAGCAAACUCCCAGCAUGCUUAAGAAGAUGAGGCCGAGUUUUGUUGGGUCUGACCACGGAGAUGAGCUUAUGUUUGUUUUUGGAUACUGCUUCACAUCACAUGUUAUAAUGGAUGGUAAAGGAAAUAAACCUCACCUGAAUCUAUCGUACUACAUGUCAUCAAUCCAGUUCCCCAACUUCUCCAUAAAUACUGUAUAUCAUACAAGCACUCACCACCAACUACUCACUCUUUUUCUCAGGUUGUACAGAGGAAGAUGAACAACUAAGCAGAAUCAUGAUGAGUUACUGGGGUAACUUUGCUCGUACAGGGUAAGGAACUGUUCUUCAUCAGUUUUCCAGAACAUACAGUGGCGGUAUAAGUAGAAAUGUAAGGAAAACAAUUGGGUCUCCACACAUUGUUAUUGGAUUUUCAACAUUGCAGAACCAAUUUAGUUUUUUGAAACUUCAGUUUAUAAUUUAAAUGUAGAAAAGAAGGACUCAAUUAUUAGCAUCCAAUAAUACUUGGUUAUGCAGCCUUUGGCCAAGAUUACUGCUGACAAACACAGUGGCGUCAGUUCAGCUAAACCUGGGUAUGGCAAAGUAGGGUGUGGGGGAAGUUGUAGACCACUGACUGCAUUUCUACACAAUUUAAAAACUGUAAAAUGCUAUUUGGAGAAAAGCAAAAGCAAACAAUGACCGCAGUGUAACGUAUACUCAGGGAGUGAGGAAACAGGUGCAGAAGGUGAGUUUAAUAAUAAGAAACAUGACAAUAAUCAAAACAGGAGUAGCAUACUGAACGUAAACAAAACCAAUACUGCCUGAAGACUGAGGCUACUGAGGGCUAAAUAAAGGGAGAGUAAACAGGGUGAUGAUGAAGUCCAGGUGUGUGUAAGAUUUCACCCUAAAAUUGCAUCUUUCUAAUAAAGGAUUGCAUGCAUCUGUCAUCGCAUUUGCAGACUAAUGUAAGAUAGGCUACUAUACCUAAUGUGAUGAGUAGAUUGCAUAGUCAUAAUUUAGGAUGAUUAAUAUAACUCAAUCACAGUAAGUAAAACAGACAUUUCUGAAUGCAUGUAGUGUAUGUAUGUACAGUGGGGGAAAAAAGUAUUUAGUCAGCCACCAAUUGUGCAAGUUCUCCCACUUAAAAAGAUGAGAGAGGCCUGUAAUUUUCAUCAUAGGUACACGUCAACUAUGACAGACAAAUUGAGAAAAAAAAAUCCAGAAAAUCACAUUGUAGGAUUUUUAAUGAAUGUAUUUGCAAAUUAUGGUGGAAAAUAAGUAUUUGGUCACCUACAAACAAGCAACAUUUCUGGCUCUCACAGACCUGUAACUUCUUCUUUAAGAGGAUCCUCUGUCCUCCACUCGUUACCUGUAUUAAUGGCACCUGUUUGAACUUGUUAUCAGUAUAAAAGACACCUGUCCACAACCUCAAACAGUCACACUCCAAACUCCACUAUGGCCAAGACCAAAGAGCUGUCAAAGGACACCAGAAACAAAAUUGUAGACCUGCACCAGGCUGGGAAGACUGAAUCUGCAAUAGGUAAGCAGCUUGGUUUGAAGAAAUCAACUGUGGGAGCAAUUAUUAGGAAAUGGAAGACAUACAAGACCACUGAUAAUCUCCCUCGAUCUGGGGCUCCACGCAAGAUCUCACCCCGUGGGGUCAAAAUGAUCACAAGAACGGUGAGCAAAAAUCCCAGAACCACACGGGGGGACCUAUUGAAAACCUGCAUAGAGCUGGGACCAAAGUAACAAAGCCUACCAUCAGUAACACACUACGCCGCCAGGGACUCAAAUCCUGCAGUGCCAGACGUGUCCCCCUGCUUAAGCCAGUACAUGUCCAGGCCCGUCUGAAGUUUGCUAGAGUGUAUUUGGAUGAUCCAGAAGAGGAUUGGGAGAAUGUCAUAUGGUCAGAUGAAACCAAAAUAGAACUUUUUGGUAAAAACUCAACUCGUCGUGUUUGGAGGACAAAGAAUGCUGAGUUGCAUCCAAAGAACACCAUUCCUACUGUGAAGCAUGGGGGUGGAAACAUCAUGCUUUGGGGCUGUUUUUUCUGCAAAGGGACCAGGACGACUGUUCCGUGUAAAGGAAAGAAUGAAUGGGGCCAUGUAUCGUGAGAUUUUGAGUGAAAACCUCCUUCCAUCAGCAAGGGCAUUGAAGAUGAAACGUGGCUGGGUCUUUCAGCAUGACAAUGAUCCCAAACACACCGCCCGGGCAACGAAGGAGUGGCUUUGUAAGAAGCAUUUCAAGGUCCUGGAGUGGCCUAGCCAGUCUCCAGAUCUCAACCCCAUAGAAAAUCUUUGGAGGGAGUUGAAAGUCCGUGUUGCCCAGCGACAGCCCCAAAACAUCACUGCUCUAGAGGAGAGCUGCAUGGAGGAAUGGGCCAAAAUACCAGCAACAGUGUGUGAAAACCUUGUGAAGACUUACAGAAAACGUUUGACCUGUGUCAUUGCCAACAAAGGGUAUAUCAAAGUAUUGAGAAACUUUUAUUAUUGACCAAAUACUUAUUUUCCACCAUAAUUAGCAAAUAAAUUCAUUAAAAAUCCUACAAUGUGAUUUUCUGGAUUUCUUUUGUCUCAUUUUGUCUGUCAUCGUUGACGUGUACCUAUGAUGAAAAUUACAGGCCUCUCUCAUCUUUUUAAGUGGGAGAACUUGCACAAUUGGUGGCUGACUAAAAAAGUUUUUUUCCCCACUGUAUGUACUGACAUGUAUGUGUAACUGAUAGAUGCGCGUGCGCACACACACACACUACAUGUUAAUGUUUUUAAAUGUAUAUAAAUUGCAAUGUCUUUUGUGUGUAAUGUCUUUUUUGUUAUGUGUCGGACCCCAGUAAGACUAUCUGUCGCCAUUGGCGUCGGCUAAUGGGGAUCCUAAUAAAUCAAAUAAAAUGCCUGUGCGAGUAGUGGCAUAGAGUAGGCCUAAUCAGGGGUGUCAUGCACCCCAAAAAUCUGAGGUGGCACAAAGUAUGUGAGGAUGGCUGGGGGGGUGGUCCGGAGGGGGGCUUGGAGAAUUUGGACAAUUUAGCAUUUUUCAAACACCUGAUGCACCCUUUUCCUGCAAUCUAGAGCCAUAAUCAUUAUGCUUAAUUCUAUGACAAAAAAUAUAUAAUUUUUCAAGCUGUUGAUUGUGGCAUGUGGAAUGUUGUCCCACUCCUCUUCAAUGGCUGUGAGAACAUGCUGGAUAUUGGCGGGAACUGGAAAACGCUGUCGUACACAUCGAUCCAGAGCAUACCAAACAUGCUCAAUGGGUGACAUGUCUGGUGAGUAUGCAGGCCAUGGAAGAAACUGGGACAUUUUCAGUUUCCAAGAAUUCAGUACAGAUCCUUGCGACAUGGGGCUGUGCAUUAUCAUGUUAAAACAUAAGGUGAUGGCACGACAAUGGGCCUCAGGAUCUCGUCACGGUAUCUCUGUGCAUUCAAAUUGCCAUCGAUAAAAUGCAAUUGUGUUCGUUGUCCAUAGCUUAUGCCUGCCCAUACCAAAUCCCCACCGCCACUAUAGGGCACUCUGUUCACAACAUUGACAUCAGCAAACCGCUUGCCCACACGACACCAUACAUGUGGUCUGCGGUUGUGAGGCCGGUUGGACGUACUGCCAAAUGAUCUAAAACGACAUUGGAGGCGGCUUAUGGUAGAAAUUAACAUUACAUUCUCUGGCCACAGCUCUGGUGGACAUUCCUGCAGUCAGCAUUCCAAUUGCACGCUCCCUCAAAACUUGAGACAUCUGUGGCAUUGUGUUAUGUGGCAAAACUGCACAUUUUAGAGUGGCCUUUUAUUGUCCCCAGCACAAGGAGCACCUGUGUAAUGAUCACGCUGUUUAAUCAGCUUAUUGAUAUGCCACACCUGUUAGUUGGAUGGAUUAUCUUGGCAAAGGAGAAAUGCUCACUAACAGGAAUGUAAACAAAUUUGUGUACCAAAUUUGAGAGAAAUAAGCUUUUUGUGCGUAUGGAACAUUUCUGGGAUUUUUACAUGUUGCAUUUAUAUUUUUGUUCAGUAUAAAUAUGCUUCUCUGCAUCUCUGCUAAAAUCUGGGUAAAAGAUUGAAAGGAAUGUGAGCGUUAUUUAGUACAUUUAGUAAUUGCUUGCUUUUCUAAAGUCCACCAACCUUGCCAGCAGGCAUGCCAACUAAGAUUGUUAGACAUGCUAGCUACUCUAACUUAAUUGAUAGCCUGAAAUGGCUUCUUGGUAGUUAGUUAUGAGGUUGGGAGAUUGGGAACCUAACUUGGCUAGCUAAAGCCAACUUGUAGUAUUACAAACAAAACACUUUUAUUUUAUUUUUACAGGACACGUUUAAGGGACAUGUGGGCAUGAUGCCUCUGGGCCUAAAAAUCUGAUAUGUUUGUUCUCCUUUCUUUGCACGAGAAAUGUUUACUUUUAUAAACACAUUUCAUGCAAUUCUACUACACUUUAUAUGACUGGAGGCGUGAGAAACAUCCCCUAGAGUCGAAGUCUGCAUCCUCGUGGAAAUUAAAUUAGCAUAAUAAUGAAAAUCUCCAUAAAUUUGCAUGGGCUCAAUCCACUGCAUCCGCCGAUGUCAGCCUUCAGCAUCUGCGAUGGUGUUUUUUGUGUUCUACGGGAGUUGAGAAUUUUGGUAACUAGAGACAGAUUACAGUAUUUUCUUUGUCUUCUCUUUUCAGUGACAGCCAUUUGCUUUCUAAACUAUGUUUUUAUUACGAUUUUAUUUUAAAUAUUGCGAUAUCCCUAGGUAUAUUUAACUGCUUUUCCCUGACCGCUGCAAUUCAACAAUGAGCUAUUUAUUUGGUAGGCUAUUUGCUGCACGCUGCCCAAAUUGCACACUUAAAAACAAUCCACAGCUAAUAUUUUAUUUUGAAUGAUUUUAUUUAUGUAUAGGCACGAGUAAUUAUAUAGCAAAUUUUGGCUAAAUUAAUUUAAUUUACUUUCAAUUGACUUUUGGACGCGCAGCCUAUGCCGACAUCAAUGUGAAAGUAACGGUGCAUAAAACAGCUGGCGGGAGGAUUACAAGGCCGAGUUCAAAUUCCUUAAGCAAUCGGCGCACUGCCUAAACUGCUGACCGGCGAAGCAAACUGUCUGGCACUGUCUCUAAUCUCUGCUUUCUUAAAGUGAGAGAAAGGCACACAGCUGGCAGCUUCUCUCCGAGUGAUUCUCCGCAUUGUCCUAAAUUCAGCUAAACAAUAGGUUAAAAAAACGUUGCAUUUUAAUCGGGAUUAGAAUGAUUUUAGGCUACUUUUUUGUAGCCUACUUUGACAUUUUUGGUCUUGAUCUAGGGCAACAGCCAUACCCUGCCAUGGUGGACAUUUAUAUAUUUCUUAAUUCCAUUCUUUUACUUUUUAGAUUCCUGUGUAUUGUUGUGUAUUGUUAGAUAUUACUGCACUGUUGGAGCUAGGAAUACAAGCAUUUCGCUACCCCAGCAAUACAAUCUGCUAAAUAUGUUUACAUCACCAAUAACAUUUGAUUUGACCUUUCUAAUGGAAGUUUGGCCUACUCUUCAGCUGCAUACUGCACCAGGUGUUUCAGGGAGGUUUGUUAAUGCCACCAGGUGGCACCAGGGAGGUUUGAUAAUGCUGUUGUGUUGCUUUGCUGCCUCUGGUACUGGGGGCCUUGAACGUGUGCAAGGCAUCAUGAAAUCAGCAGAUUAUCAAGGUGUAUUGGAGUCCAAUGUUCAACCCAGUGUCCACAAAACUGGGACUCGGUUAAAAGUUGUGGGUCUUCCAGCAGGACAAGGACCCCAGACAUUUAAAAAGGUAUCCAGGAAUGGUUCAAGAAGAAACGCUAGACUGUUCAAAUCAAAUCAAAUCAAAUGUUAUUGGCCACAUGCGCCGAAUACAACAGGUGUAGACAUUACAGUGAAAUGCUUACUUACAGCCCUUAACCAACAAUGCAUGUAUUUUUAAUAAAAAAAGUAAAAUAAAACAACAAAAAAGUGUUGAGAAAAAAAGAGCAGAAGUUAAAUAAAAUAACAGUAGGGAGGCUAUAUAUACAGGGGGGGUACCGGUGCAGAGUCAAUAUGCGGGGGCACCGGUUAGUUGAGGUAGUUGAGGUAAUAUGUACAUUUAGGUAGAGUUAAAGUGACUAUGCAUAAAUAAUUAACAGAGUAGCAGCAGCGUAAAAAGAUGGGGUGGGGGUGGGGGGGGGGGGGCAGUGCAAAUAGUUCGGGUAGCCAUGAUUAGCUGUUCAGGAGUCUUAUGGCUUGGGGGGUAGAAGCAGUUGAGAAGUCUUUUGGGCCUAGACUUGGCACUCCGGUACCGCUUGCCGUGCGGUAGCAGAGAGAACAGUCUAUGACUAGGGUGGCUGGAAUCUUUGACAAUUUUGAGGGCCUUCCUCUGACACCGCCUGGUAUAGAGGUCCUGGAUGGCAGGAAGCUUGGCCCCAGUGAUGUACUGGGCCGUACGCACUACCCUCUGUAGUGCCUUGCGGUUGGAGGCCGAGCAGUUGCCAUACCAGGCGGUGAUGCAACCAGUUACGAUGCUCUCGAUGGUGCAGCUGUAUAAUUUUUUGAGGAUCUGUGGACCCAUGCCAAAUCUUUUCAGUCUCCUGAGGGGGAAUAGGCUUUGUCGUGCCCUCUUCACGACUGUCUUGGUGUGUUUGGACCAUGAUAGUUCGUUGGUGAUGUGGACACCAAGGAACUUGAAGCUCUCAACCUGUUCCACUACAGCCCCGUCGAUGAAAAUUGGGGUGUGCUCAGUCCUCUUUUUUUUCCUGUAGUCCACAAUCAUCUCCUUUGUCUUGGUCACGUUGAGGGAGAGGUUGUUAUCCUGGCACCACACGGCCAGGUCUCUGACCUCCUCCCUAUAGGCUGUCUCAUCGUUGUCGGUGAUCAGGCCUACCACUGUUGUGUCGUCGGCAAACUUAAUGAUGGUGUUGGAAUCGUGCCUGGCCAUGCAGUCAUGGGUAAACAGGGAGUACAGGAGGGGACUGAGCACGCACCCCUGAGGGGCCCCCGUGUUGAGGAUCAGUGUGGCAGAUGUGUUGUUACCUACCCUUACCACCUGGGGGCGGCCCGUCAGGAAGUCCAGGAUCCAGUUGCAGAGGGAGGUGUUUAGUCCCAGGAUCCUUAGCUUAGUGAUGAGCUUUGAGGGUACUAUGGUGUUGAAUGCUGAGCUGUAGUCAAUGAAUAGCAUUCUCACGUAGGUGUUCCUGGUAUUACAGAUUCAGUCAGGGACAUGUUGAAAAUGUCAGUGAAGACACUUGCCAGUUGGUCAGCACAUGCUCGGAGUACACGUCCUGGUAAUCCGUCUGGCCCUGCGGCCUUGUGAAUGUUGACCUGCUUAAAAGUCUUACUCACAUUGGCUACGGAGAGCGUGAUUACAUAGUCAUCCGGAACAGCUGGUGCUCUCAUGCAUGCUUCAGUGUUGCUUGCCUCGAAGCGAGCAUAGAAGUGGUUUAGCUCGUCUGGAAGUCUUGUGUCACUGGGCAGCUCGCAGCUGUGCUUCCCUUUGUAGUCUGUAAUAGUUUUCAAGCCCUGCCACAUCCGACGAGUGUCAGAGCCGGUGUAGUACGAUUAGUCCUGUAAUGACUCUUUGCCUGUUUGAUGGUUCGUCGGAGGGCAUAGCGGGAUUUCUUAUAAGCAUCCGGGUUAGAGUCCUGCUCCUUGAAAGCGGCAGCUCUACCCUUUAGCUCAGUGCGGAUGUUGCCUGUAAUCCAUGGCUUCUGGUUGGGGUAUGUACGUACGGUCACUGUGGGGACGACGUCAUCGAUGCACUUAUUGAUGAAGCCAGUGACUGAUGUGGUGUACUCCUCAGUGCUAUCUGAAGAAUCCCGGAACAUGUUCCAGUCUGUGCUAGCAAAACAGUCCUGUAGCUUAGCAUCUGCGUCAUGUUCUGGAAUGGCCAGCGCUGAGUCCAGAUUUGAAUCCCAUCGAAAACCUAUGGCGAGAUCUGAAAACAUAAGUUGGUGGAGGGUACCCCUGAAACAUUGCAGAAUUGGAGCAGUUUGCAGCUGAAGAAUGGGCCAAACUUCCAUUAGAAAGGUGCAGCAAGCUCAUUGAUAGCUACAAGAAGUGUUUGUCAGCAGUUAUCCUGGCCUAAGGCUGAGCAACCAAAUAUUAGCUCUUCUUUCUUUUCUAAAUGAAAAUUGUAAACUUAAGUUUCAAAAAACAAAAUUGAUUCUACAAUGUUAAAAAUCCAAUAGCAAUGUGUAGAGACCAAAUGUUUUUUGUUGUUGUUGUUUUUUUCAACUUAUUUUAGAAGAAAUAGGGAAUUAUUUAAGAAAAGUGUAAGGGUGCCAAUAUAUAUUUGCCACCACUGUAUCUGUAGAACAAAAUUAAUAUGUAGGAACAGAGUAUUGUUUACAAUUGUGUGUGUGUGUGUGUUUGUGUGUGUGUGUGUGUGUGUGUAGGUCUCCUAACGGGGCUGGCCUGGUUCAGUGGCCACAGUACGGACCAGAAGGAGAUUACCUGGGGAUUGGGCUGGAGCAGGUACCUGGUCAACACCUGAAGAGGGACCGCUUCACCUUCCUGACACAGACUGUUCCUGAGAAACUGCAUUUGGGUCGAGAGAAGAUGGAGCAAAGUGAUCUGUAGGGUGCCAUUAUUUUAUUUAUGGUUCAUUUAUAUCAGGGAGACAUGGGACGACUGAGUAACAUUCCUUCUUUGUGAAUUAGAGUUUUGAGCAGUCUGACUUUGCGUCGGAUGCCAUUUCAUCCAAUUCUUCCUCUUCAUCUGAUUCGUAAUCGCACCGAUAUAAUUUAUGUGUGGGGAAAAACUUCAAGGUGUCAAGAGCUGGGGAAUUUGUUUCGGACACGGGUGUACUCCUUUUAGUCCCUCUUAUUACUCCUGAUCCAAACAGAUACAAUUUCUAUUACUGGAAUGAAUAACUUGAUUGACGAAAUUCCUUGAGUUAAAACAGUGACUACUUGACUUACUUGACUUAAUCCUCUUGGUCUCAUUAGGAUCUUAGGGCGUCCACCAGGGCUCUUAAGCCUACUCUUUUCAACCGAAGGGCUUUUUUUCUUGUGGAGUGGAGCAUCUCUAGUUGUUUUAUGGCCUUCCCUGCUUUCUCUGUCCUUGUAAUUGCAGCCCAAUUCCUGCUUUGUUAUAUUUGUUGUGUGUUUUCUGAAUGUGAAUGUAUUUGCCUCUGUCCUUGCCUCCGACCUUCAGUCGUUUUCCUUAUUCAGAGUUCUUGUAAAGCAAUGUCAACUGUGGAUUUCUCCGCAGGCCAAAAACAGGGCCGGUGGUCCAGACCAAACUGGGGGGUCUGAGAGGGCAGUAUGUGAGUGUAAAGGGGAAGGAGAUGGUGGUGCAGGCCUACCUGGGCGUGCCGUUUGCCAAACCACCUGUUGGCCCCCUGAGAUUGACCCCGCCUCAGCCUGUGGAGGGAUGGGAGAGAGUGAGGGACGCCACCCAGCAGCCUCUCAUGUAAGAUCAGCAAGGUCAUGAACAAACAAUUCAUCUCAAGGAAGUUCUUGGUUGGUUGAAUAAGGGUUAGAUCAACAAUCAGUAAAUAAUUAGAUAAAUCAACAAAUUAAGCACAGUCAAUGUACACAGUGAGGCAAGCAGAAUGUGCAAAGCACUACCUGGCUCACACAAUGUGCACAAAGAGACCUGGUGAAACUUGGACAUUAAAAGGUGUUUCAUGUUUUACAGGUGUCUUCAAGACGGACAGCUCACAGUAGACCUUGCGUCCAAUUGGUCAAUCAAAGUGGAAAUCCCAGCAGUGUCAGAAGACUGUCUUUAUCUCAACAUAUACACCCCGGCUAAACCUGCUGAGAAUACCAAGCUUCCUGUAAGUUUAAUAGCAGACACGGCCUCCCGAGUGGCACAGCAGUCUAAGGCACUGCAUCGCAGUGCUACAGGCGUCACUACAGAUCUGGGUUCGAUCCCGGGCUGUGUCGCAGCCGACUGUGACCGGGAGACCCAUGAGGCAGCCUACAAUUGGCCCUGCGUUGUCUGGGUUAGGAGAAGGUUUGGCUGGCUGGAAUGUCCUUGUCCCAUUGUGCUCUAGCGACUCCUUGUGGCGGUCGGGCGCAUGCACGCUGACUUCGGUUGCCAGCUGUACAGUGUUUCCUCUGACCCAUUGGUGCGUCUGGCUUCCGGGUUAAGUGAGUAGUGUGUCAAGAAGCAGUGCGGCUUGGUGGGGUCGUGUUUCGGAGGACGCAUGGCUCUCGUCCAUCGCCUCUCCCAAGUCAGUACGGGAGUUGCAGCGAUGGGACAAGACUGUUACUACCAAUAUAAUGAAAAAUAGGUAAAAAGUACCAAAUAAUAAAGUUUAAUAGCAGACACACACAGAUUAUAACGUUGUGUUAUUGAGUCUUGGUCCAGGGGACCCAAAGAGGUACACAAUUUUGUUCUAGCCAAGCACUAACACACUGGAUUCAACUAGGCCAGAGAUGGGCAACUUUGAUGGGGCUGGGGGCCACAAAAAAUCAGAACUCAUCAUGAGGGGCCGCAGUGGCUCGGGGGUCUGCAUACCCUCAUCCAUACAUUUACAUUUACAUUUAAGUCAUUUAGCAGACGCUCUUAUCCAGAGCGACUUACAGUUAGUGCAUACAUUACUUUUUAUUUAUUUAUUUUUUUCAUACCCCCCGUGGGAAUCGAACCCACAACCCUGGCGUUGCAAUCGCCAUGCUCUACAAACUGAUCCAGUGCUAGCGUUUUGGGGCCCUAAGCGAAAGUUUGUUGGGGGGCCCCCUCCAUCUUGCUUAGCAAAAUAUUUUAGCGGCCCCCCUCUUGACAGCGGAGAGAAGAUUUAGCAAUUUUAUAACUAAUUUCAUGCAAUUCAACUCAUUUUGCCAUGAGGCGGAGAGAAAAAUUAGCAGUUAUACAGCUAAUUUCCUUCAAUUCUACACACUUUGCCAUAGGGUGGAGAGAAAUGUUUGUAGUUUUGAAUAUGCUAUCUGAGUGAGGGUGACUAACAAAAUCAAUGGGGGCAACCCGGUUGGUAAUUCAACCAUGAUUGCUACAAGUUUAGAUAGCUGACAUGGGCUAAUUGAUUGACUGUCAGUCAAUCAAUCAAAUGUAUUUAUAAAGCCCUUUUUUACAUCAGCAGAUGUCACAAAGUGCUUAUACAGAAACCCAGCCUAAAACCCCCAAAAGCAAGCAAUGCAGAUGUAGAAGUCAGUGACUGACCUAACAAGAGAAAAACUGCUGAUGCACAACAGAAUUUCGAAAUUGCACCUUGUGUAUUCUGCUAUUCUAACUCUUAACAGUAAGUUUAGACCAGACUGAGUUCCUAAAAAAACAAAAACAAAUUGGUUUGUUUUUGGAAAUUGAUGCGCAGGCCUACAAAAGGUAGGCCACUAAUCAAUGAAUCAUCAAUCACUCCGGUACACUGUGAGUUCAGAUGAUCAGCAUGUAUUGCUUGUGUUUCUCAGGUCAUGGUUUGGAUCCAUGGUGGAGGAUUCGUCAUGGGCUCUGCAUCAACAUAUGAUGGUUCUGCUUUGGCUGCCUACCAGGAUGUGGUUGUGGUGCUGAUCCAAUACCGUUUGGGACUGCUGGGGUUCUUCAGGUAA